AUGGAGUUUACCAAUAAUGAAAUGGAUUUAUUACCUCACUCACGAAAUUUUGGAGGCAUUAGACAUUGGUUUAAUAACCCUGUGCACUUAUCUGAUCAAGCGAUUCCUAAUUCCAAUAUUUCGCUCGGUAGUCAUAUGGCAUCGGCAAUCGAAAACGUUGGUGCUGAAAGAAGCAAGCUCGCUCAAGGCGGAAACGGAGCAUCUCAAAGUUAUGUGUUGCACGAAACUUCUUCAAAUAUUGACACGAUGAAUGAUCCUGAUCCGGAUUGUCUAAUGACCACACCUGCCUCGAGCCGACAUAAUUCUCACUCCACAUCAGACGCGAAUUACUGUCAAUGCCAAGGGGGUGCUCGCACGAGUGGCAGCCGCGCUGGGAAUUCACGUGCUCCGCCCCUACGCCCUGUUUCUCGCAGCCACCUCCCUAGUAUUGCUAUGAUGCUAAAUAAUCCUCCAUUAAGCCACGCUUCCAUACAUCCCACAGGGAAUUCCCCCAUGCCGAAAUCAAGAUUUGACAAUAGGAUGUCCAUUUCAAAUGCUUCAGACAGUACAAUCGUUCCGCCGAUUUCAAUGCCAGAGCAGCGCUACUUCCUUCUGAACACCCUCUAUCAGAUAUGCCUAGAUGCAACCACAACUUACAUUCAGGCUCUCCCAAAUCAUUCUCGUACUGGCCUCCAGUAUGAACGUCGUCGGUCGUACUCUAACAGAUACCAUCCAUACCGAGGAAGGGGACAGGAAAGAUUGUACAAUGAUGACGGCUCAAAAACUCUCAUGGACAACAUCGAAGUAAUCAGCACAUUUCUUUGGAGAAAAGCGAGAAGAGAUGAGAUGGCGCCUCAUCGAGCUGAGUCAGAUGCUGUUAUGGACAUGAAAAACCUUUACAAGUGGGGAGAAGAUUUGGUCGAUGGUCUGGAAGAAAGGGCAGGGAAUGAAGAGGCGCGAACGGCUGUUUCGCAUGCGGCGAUGUCUUUGUGUGGCUGGUUGAGGGUAAGCGAGGCUUGUACUCUGUGUACAGAGGUGGAAGAGGAACUAAGGGAUCUUACAUAUCUAGAAAGGGAGCGCGCGAGAGAGGCGGGCGAUGGAUUUGGUGAUAUUCUUUGAAGGUUCUGUAUCCGGGACCAUAACGAGGGUCCAACUACGUAGUUUUAACAAUGUCGAAUGCGGACAGUGGCUUCCCAAAAUUUUCUUUUGUCUCUAGAUCAGUGAUUUAUUUAUGGCACUACUAUAGGAGUGAAGUCGUGACAUAUAUAUUUUGUUAAGAAUCAUAAUUCAGUCAAGAAGGAAUCAAUGG
This is a messenger RNA of Sclerotinia trifoliorum, 1288 nucleotides long. Lineage: Eukaryota; Fungi; Ascomycota; Leotiomycetes; Helotiales; Sclerotiniaceae. The record is from the annotation of a GenBank genome assembly.